Molecule: messenger RNA, 574 nt
Organism: Aspergillus pseudonomiae
Lineage: Eukaryota; Fungi; Ascomycota; Eurotiomycetes; Eurotiales; Aspergillaceae
Exons: 1
Coding region: 339-500 (53 amino acids)
Source: RefSeq, a predicted model, not a curated record
CGAAGUGAAAGAAGCUAAAGGACGUCUAAACAGACUCCAUACUACCCUGACCCAACAUGGUCUUUUUUUCCCCCGCUUCCGGUUAUUCGAAAUAGAAGAUCAGUCCUGGUGUCCUGACUCGAUGGAUAAUUUCAUCGAAAACUAUCACUGCACCCUGGAAUCUUCGCAUCCCCGCUGUGAGACAUACUGCCCCCAAGGUCGCCAGAAGUAUUAUCCGUGAGAACCUCCCCAACGCUUUUCUAUAUACUUUUGUCAAUCCCUGUGCCGGUGCUGGAGGUUGACUCGAAACUUUGAUAAGAAGAUACUCUCACUCAUUCUAUUCUGCUAGUCGUAAAGACAUGUUUGAUCUGCUACUGCACGCCCAAUCUGCAGAAUUAUUCUACUAUCUCAUACUAUCUGCAUCUCGAAUGACGCUAUUUAGUAUUUGUAUAAUUUUGAUAAAGAACAGCCAGUGGAAUGGAACAAGAUCACUAAAUGGGAGAGGAAGGAGGGAGCUAUGAUAUGCUGCAUCGCGCGUAUAUGUGGCGAAAACCCCUUUCAGCGGGGCUAUAUUCAGUUGUGGGGUAGGGCGACC